Molecule: messenger RNA, 7523 nt
Organism: Pogoniulus pusillus (Red-fronted tinkerbird)
Lineage: Eukaryota; Metazoa; Chordata; Aves; Piciformes; Lybiidae
Gene: LGI1
Product: leucine rich glioma inactivated 1
Exons: 9
Coding region: 1944-3575 (543 amino acids)
Molecular function (GO): protein binding
Source: RefSeq, a predicted model, not a curated record
CAGCAAGCACGGCAAGGCACCGGCAGGGCCGGCAGCAGGCGAGGCGAGGCACCGUAAGCGCGGCGGUGGCGGUUGCCGGGAUACCGGACAGCGGGUGAGGGCCCCAGAGCCCUGGCCCGGGCGGCGGCACAGCCCUCAGCGCGGGGGGAAGGCUCUCAGAGGGCUACGUCUGGAGCUGCUGGCCUGCUCGGCACCGAAAGCGAGCCAAGAGUGACCGCCAGAAGCCCAGAGUAUCCCUGCCCGCGCUGGAACAUGUCUGCCGGCGAGCACCGCCGUUGCACGGCAAGGUGAAGAUUUUGCAGCUAAAACGUUGUCGAACGACGGGAAUCAGAGCGAGUAACGCAAGCCACAACCUCCUCAUCCUUCCUGCGGGAACCUUGUUGGGAGAAAAAUAAAUAAACUUUGAAUCGCGUUGUGCUUAAUCAGUACCUAGCAAGGACCUAAAAGGAGGCGCUGCCCUGUGGGCACAGCAGGCCGUUGCCGGCUCUGUUAGCCAGAAAGCAAACAAUGAUGGCAUAGGUAAAGGGCGAGCCAAAUAUUGGCAAUGGAUGGAGAACAGCUAUACCACUGAAAAUCCACGAACCACUUUGGUUUUAAAUCACUGUAUGGAAAGAAAUGAGACGCUGCACUUGGCAAAAAAUGACUCUGGAAAAUGUGAUUUGUGCCUCUCUUUUGACAGAGCUGUUCUGAAUACUCAUAAUACAACUUUGGAUAAAACAGUUGUUUUGACAUGUAUUUUAGAAUAGAAAACAAACUUCCAGGUGGUUGUCUGGAUGAACAAAACUGAAGUCAGGUUACUUGCUCUGCUGCAGAAUGUUGGUUUUGGUUAUUUUUUGUUACCAAAAAAAAUGGUAGACUGCAAAGUUUUCAGGAGGUUCACAAUGUGGCUGGAGUAUUAACUAAAAAGAAAUGCCUAAGUAAUUGAUGGUGGAUUUCAGUGAAUGAGCUAAAGGAAAUGAAACACAGGGUUUCACCAUCAAUAGCAAAAUAUUGCCAUGGCAAUGGGUAGCUCUGCCAGGAAUAAACAAACAAACAACAACAGACCUCUUCUCUUGCAGAAAAAAAAGGAGAAUUUUCUGUUCUCACCUCACCAAAGUCUGUGCCUUUGGACAUCUUGGAGGGGAGAAGAUGGUGUACCCUACUUAUACAAGUCUCACAAAUCCAGUUCCCUUCUCAGUCAGAGAUCAUUUCCAGAGCAAGAAGUAACCUUUAUGCCCAAGAGAAGGCAUCAGCAUUUGCUUUAUAAUUUCAGCGCUUUGGUUACUGUAAUUAUGUACCGUUUCCUUACAGAAGAUGGAAGGACUCAGAAAUAACACAGCUUGUGUCACUCCUAGUUGAAGUCAAUCCUUCUUCAGGCGACACUGCUGACAGGGAAGAUUUUCUUAAGAGGAAAAAACUUGGACUCUUACUUAAAUUAAUAAAGAGCUUAAAAAAAACGCAUUGUGGAGAGUGAGCGAGCUGGAAAAGCACAAGCUGCCCUUUUCUACAGGCACGGGUGUCUGGUGGGGAGCAUGCCAAUGCACAGGCACCAAAGUCCUCUCCAAGCAGGGCCUUCAGAGGUGGUCAUCUGCCUCUGAAAACUUUUUGGACAUUUCUGGCAAUCCCCAGUCCCUCACAGGAUGCAGUCCCACUACCUGGUGUGAGCUCUCUCAACCCAGGGAGACAAACGUCAGCCACUGCCCAGCUGGUUGGAUUUUCCCCAUCUUACAGCACCUCGCAGGUCUCCUCUCUGAGCAGUACGUUGCCUGAGUGAGUGGAAACACACAGAUCAGCUGCAGGUUUCUGUCUACAAAACCAGAGUGAAAGAGAAAGAAAAGGGUUGAGAAAGAAGAAACAAAUACUGACCUGGACUUACAGAAAGACAUCCAAUGGCUGAAUAAAGGACCCCUGUUCAUGUUUUGGGAUAUUCUUUCAACUGUCUGGAACGAGAGCGGAUCAAAAGAAUGGGAAAUGCCAGCAGACCCUUUAGAAGAAUUGCUUAUUUCUUAUGCCUUUUAUCUGUGCUUCUGCUGACUGAAGGGAAGAAACCAGUGAAGCCAAAAUGUCCUGCCUGGUGUACUUGUACCAAAGAUAAUGCUUUAUGUGAAAAUGCCAGAUCUAUUCCUCGCAGCGUUCCGCCUGAUGUUAUCUCACUAUCCUUUGUGAGAUCUGCUUUUACUAAAAUCCCAGAAGGGAGUUUUUUGCUCACACCAUCUCUGCAGCUUCUGUUGUUUACAUCCAACACUUUUGAUGUUAUUAGUGAUGAUGCUUUUAUGGGCCUUCCUCAUCUAGAAUAUUUGUUCAUAGAGAACAACAGCAUUAAGUCAAUUUCAAGAAAUACUUUCAGAGGACUGAAAUCUUUAAUCCACCUGAGUCUCGCAAAUAAUAACCUCCAGUCACUUCCAAAAGACAUAUUCAAAGGCUUGGAUUCUUUGACAAAUGUAGAUCUUCGAGGCAAUGCAUUUAAUUGUGACUGCAAACUGAAGUGGUUAGUGGAAUGGCUGGGCAGCACCAAUGCAACGGUUGAAGACAUUUACUGUGAAAGCCCACCAGAAUACAAGAAGCGCAAAAUCAAUAGCCUCUCUCCGAAAGAAUUUGAUUGCAUUAUUACAGAAUUUGAAGUUUAUCAGUCCCUGCCAUACCAGUCUCUGUCAGUGGAUACUUUCUCAUACAUGAAUGAUGAAUAUGUGGUUAUCGCUCAGCCUUUUACUGGAAAAUGCAUCUUUCUUGAAUGGGACCAUGUAGAAGUGAUGUUCAGGAAUUAUGACAACAUUACAGGUACUUCAACUGUUGUAUGUAAACCUAUAGUUAUUAAGAGUCAGCUGUUUGUCAUUGUCGCACAGCUGUUUGGAGGCUCCCACAUAUAUAAAAGAGAUCGUUUUGCUAAUAAGUUUAUAAAAAUUCAAGAUAUUGAAAUCCUUAAAAUCCGAAAACCUAAUGACAUUGAAACUUUCAAGAUUGCUGAAGACUGGUAUUUUGUUGUGGCAGACAGUUCAAAGGCUGGUUUCACCACGGUUUACAAAUGGAAUGGGAAUGGAUUUUACUCCCAUCAGUCUCUGCAUGCCUGGUACAGAGAUACUGACGUGGAGUAUCUUGAAAUAUCUGGCAAGCCACAUUUAAUUCUGUCAAGUAGUUCCCAGAGACCUGUAAUAUAUCAAUGGAACAAAGGAACAAAUGAAUUUGUUAAGCGUUUUGAUAUCCAAGAUAUGGAAGAUGCAUAUGCAGUGAAACAUUUCAAAGUGAAAGAGGAUGUAUACAUUUGCUUAACAAGAUUUAUUGGGGACUCUAAAGUAAUGAAGUGGGGUGGUUCUGCAUUUCUGGAUUUACAAAGGAUGCCAUCCCGAGGGUCAAUGGUAUUCCAACCGCUUCAGAUAAGUAAUUAUCAAUAUGCCAUUCUUGGAAGUGAUUAUUCUUUCACUCAAGUCUAUUAUUGGGAUGCUGAAAAGGCAAAAUUUGUGAAGUUUCAAGAAUUAAACGUACAGGCACCAAGAUCUUUCAUACAUGUCUCCAUCGAUAAACGAGAUUUUCUCUUUGCUUCAAGUUUUAAGGGAACUACCUUGAUUUAUAAACAUGUCAUAGUUGACUUAAGCGCAUGACACUCAUAACUCUGAGAUUACAUCAGACUUUCUACCAUAAGUGGAUAAAAUGAACUAAAUGCAUGAUGACUCUCUUAUCUUACUUCCAAAUGAAUGCCUUUAAAAGUUGAGAUUGCUAGAACAAAGUAUUACUAGUAUCUUCAUCUUUAAUUGUCAAGUCUAGUGGUGUUGGAAGUUGCAUUUUUUAACAAACAACAAAAAAAAGAAAUUAAAUAACUGUUCUUUGCAUCCACAGUAUGUAAAUAUUUGUGCAACUGCAUCUGUUGCUAUAAAGAAUAUUAAGAUGUACUUUUCCAUUUAUUUAUUCACCUGUUUGAAACAACUGCCAAAUAAAAUGUUUACAUUUUGUGUCUUUCACAUUCCAAAUGUUACUUGCAGGUGAUAUUUUUUUUCUUUGCGUGUAGGUUACACACACACACACACACACACACACACACACAGAGUAUACCCAAAAGGCAUACUUCUCAGUGCAGUGUUGUACUGCAUGGAAGAUGCUCAGUAGUGGAGAUCAGGUGGGUCUUACACAAGGAGCCCUUGAUAAAAAUAUGGCAUUCAACUCCAAUCGUAUAAAUUAUCACAUUGACAUAAUCUUGCAUUUAUGUGAAGCUCUGUUGAUUUAAACAGGACUCUUACUCAGAAAAAAAUACUUCAGUUAUAUAGGUCUGGGCUGGAGGGCUCAGUUACAUAGAACCAGUUGUAGGAUGCAGCUUUUUACUGUGUGGAGCUGUAAGAAUAUGAUUUUCUUAAACUUUGCAAAUAAAUCAACAGAAUAAAAGACAAUACAAACAUCCAUCUUUCUCCACCUCACGCUGAAGCAGUACAAAACAAACCUCUGGUAUAAUGCUGGGCCGGUUACUGUGGUAAAGCUAGAAGCACAGCUUAUUUUUCAGCUAACAUCAGUUCUGUGUCUGAACUGUCACACAUUACUUGCAUUAAUUCUGUAUGACCCUGUCAAGUCUUUUCCCUGCAUUUGAAAUUAUUUAAUCUUCAUGAUUCUGAAUGAAGGUAGUGAAUGUGAAGUGUGCUUUUUCCACUAUCCUACAAUGAAUUUUAGUAAUAGGUACUUCUGAAAUUCAGGCAAGUUUGAAUAUGGCAAGACAAAUUCAACUGGUGUAGCAAAUGCAUCUCCAGCAAAGCUAUCUAGAGCUGUUAAAUUACAGGAAGUCUGAAUUUGGCAUUAAAAUCUAUUAUAAACUUGAAUUUAAAUUAGUCUUCUGUUUACAUAGAUCUAGUGCAUCACUUACGAGAAACCUACACUGUUGCUGAACAUCAUUUGGUGCAGCUCAGAAAGAGAGCUUAAGUUGAUUUAAUACACCUUUGCACUUCAUUUGAUGUUAUCAAACCUUGUGCUCCAGUGUUGUCUUUAGAAUAUACACAUUUCUAACAUUCAUAGACGUUGACUGCCAAAUAAGAUUUAUCAUACUAUGGAUGUCAGCUAAUUACACAAGAUGAUUUUGCAAGCUCACUUCUCCCUGUAGUCACAGAGAUCCCCAAAGUGGCAGAGCAUUAUGGUACUGAUGGAAGCAGCUGCAGCAGAAAAACGAUCAUUAAGAAAAGACAUAUAAUGCAUAUUUUAAGAAGCCAGGCCUAAACUUCUAUAAUAAAGAAUACUUUAUUUCUUUUUUUUUUCCUUCUUUUUUUUUUGAUAAUAUAUUAAAUGUUCCAUGAAAAGGGAAGAAAAAAAAAUCCCAUGCGAACAACACUACUCUAAUGAGUUCAUUUUUCUGAUACCUUUUUAUCCUUAGCUGCCUAUGCUCUGGUCAGUAUUAGGCUUAAUAACUACCUAUUAUGUAAGUAUUUACAGUGUGACUAAAAAGACUUAAAAAUAAGUUUCACAGCUGAAAGCUUAUUUUUUUUUUCUUAAUGCAGUCCCAGAAAUCAUCUUGAUAAAUCAUCAUUUGCUUAACAAGUAUUCUUCAUAAAUUUUUCGCUUUUAUAUGAGCAUGAUUUCAAACCCCAAAUUAUCUCUUUUAUUAUUUCUCAGUGUUGGCUGCAAAUCUGUGAUUGCCAACUCGGUUUGUCCAUCUCUUCUUCAACCCACCUCUCAUGGCAAAGGAAUGAAAUGGAAAGUCAAGAACCAGUCUCCAAUCAACCAGCAAAUCAUUAUGUGCUUUCUACUUCAUCUCAUCUUUCAUUUUGGUCUUUUACUUAAGGUCCUAUUGAAUUACGUGCAGUGAUUUUGAUCUGAUUACUCCUAUUAUACUUGCCUACAUGCACUCUCUAUCAAAUUAUAUAGAUAUCCUUCUCAUUACGGACAUAUUAUGGAUAUGUGUGUGGCUGAGUUUAAGAGGAGUUGGAUAACCUUGCUAAUCUGCUACCAAUAUUUAUUUACAAGCUCUAUACCCCAAUCUACUGCUGCUCAAUUGUAUCUUGAGAAGGUUAUGUUGGAAUUAUAUUUCAGAGCCAGCCAGCUACAUGGCCUCUGCUAUAGUAGUGCUAUGAUUGUUUUCCUAAGUUAACAUUCUGAUUGAAUGUGAUUGACUUCUGGGAAUUCCCCUUACUCUCAGGUUUAAAUGAAGAGUUUAAAAGCCUGCAAAGGUGUGAGUCAGUAGAAUUUUACACUCACAGUACCUGUAAAACUAGCCACAGUACAGUGGAGGAUGGUAAGGAAUUCAUCUUUUGAGUUAAUCUGCUGAAGUGUGCAACUGUGUUAUCAGUUUGGUUGUUCCUUCCAGAAAUUUUACCUGUAGUCAAGCACUAAUGAUUGUGAAGGUCUUAAUGCCUAUGUUAUUUUUGGAAGGUCAACUAAUCACCAGGAAAUGCUGAAUCUAAAUCUGUCCUCUCUUGAAAAUCCAUUUCCCUAGUUAGUUUAUGUAAGGUGGAAAUUCAUAGGUACUACAGCUGGUUUCUUAUUGUGCAAGUCUAGCAUUUCACUGCACCCCAUAAGGAAUGGGGGUAUUUUUAGAACAGAACUCAUAAUCCUUAACGCAGAAGAGUGUAAAGGCUCAUUAGGUGGCUCCCUGUGCUGUUUCCUCCUAAUUUCAGAGACUGGGCAUUUUAACAGCACCUCUGAGCAUAUGGCCAUAUUCUGUCCUGGUUCUCUGCUCAGUAAUCCUUCUGGUACCAGUAAAGGUCUCAAACAAAAACUAAAAUAGAACCUCUUAUCACAUGCAUUGAUACUUUCCCCCUUAAUGUUGAAGUUCAGUUUUUGGGUUUUUUUUAAUACAUUUCUUUCAGCAAAGCCUAUGUUACUUGUGGAUGAAUGGUUGUUCUCUGUAGUUGUAGUUGUUUUUAAACUCCCAAUUGUUUUGUUUAUAACUGACAGAGUAUGUAAAGUACUAAAAGUGUCACAGAAGACAAUACUGAAGGUUCUGCUGCUGAUCCUUGAUGCUGCUUAGUCACAUCAAUGUCUAAGACACAAAAAAUUGUUAAUGGGUUUGUAAUGUAUUCCUACAACUACAUCACUCUAUUUUUUUAACAGAGCACAAAUAGAAUAUGCACAUCUCCAGAAAGGAUAUAAAAAUACAUUCAGAAUGCUAGAUAUUACACUAUGUGGACACCCCACCCCCCCACCCCCCCCCCUUUCCCCUUUUCUUUGUCUGUUGCAAUGUCUAGGACUUUUAGUCUACUUAUUUUCUGUUUCUAAAAAAAAUCCCAAAACACACUCUUGCUAUAAGGAAGAAAAUUCAGCAGGGAAGAAUCUUGUCCUGUAAGGUACUAAAACAAAUAGAAACAGGGAGAAUUGUAUUCUUGGUUUGAAGUUGCAUUUUAAUUGCAAUUUCUCUUGGUUAUAUUAGUUUUUAACUUUGUUUGAAGGGGUGAUAGGAGCCAUUCAAAGUACACUUGAGGAGGGGAAACAAUUAUUAGCAUAGUUAAUAAUACCAUUUGCCAUUUGUAAUGUGUUUUGAUAUCUUCUAGUGGGAAGCUAAAUGUCUAACAGCUGUAUUUAUGAGCAUUACAAUACAUUGUGCUAGUAUUCAGUGGAUAAUAAAGAAGUACCAAACAAUC